This is a messenger RNA of Coniosporium apollinis CBS 100218, 825 nucleotides long. RefSeq lists its product as uncharacterized. The record is from RefSeq and is a predicted model, not a curated record. The transcript has 2 exons. NCBI's taxonomy places the organism in Eukaryota, Fungi, Ascomycota, Dothideomycetes. Bases 1 to 825 code for a protein of 274 amino acids.
AUGUCAGUGACCGACAAAGCGUCGUCAUUUCCUGCGGCUGUCAUCAUCCUUGCGCUUCGUGUCCUCAUUUUGUUCAAGAUCCGCAAGCAUGAUAUCAAACACUUGUGGUGGAUCCCCGCUGGAGCCUCGUUCAUGGCAACCAGCUGGGUUGCCAAGACAGUUGGCGCUUUCCGUCCACCGAAGGACAAACUCUACUGGGCGUUCGCAGCGACUCUAUUUGACGGAUUCGGACCGUAUUUCCUCGCCAUAGGGUGGUGGAGAGUUUACACAACCCUCGUCCUCAACAAGCUCCCGCGGACGAACGAUCCGUUGAAGGAUCUACCAAGCAGCAAACAGCGCCGACUGUGCAAGGCGAUCCUAUGGAUGUCGGUCCUGCUCCACUACUACGGAGUAACCAGGAUGUACAUGUACCGCAAUGGGCAGCCGAUUGACACGCUACGAGCGAACUACAUCCGCCAGCACGCUCCAUGGCUAUUCUUGGGCACGAUCAUCUUAACACUUACUAAAGUGAUUCGCUUCACGUAUCUCACAACCUUCCACCCGGCGCGGAGAUUCAAGAGCCAUGAAUUGAACGCCAGGAUCUACCUGUGGCUGACGUGUGUUGCAUAUGUGUCGUUGUUCCUUCAGACGGUUUACCGGGCUGCCAUGUGGUCGCCGACGUUGUACACAAGCUUACGGACUUGGUUGCGCGUCCAUGAGUGGAUGCAGAGCUGUUGGUGGCUGCAGUGGUUGUUCGAGGUUCUUCCCACGGUGGUUUUGCUUGCACCGUUUGUCUUUGGGGACCUGCUCCCUACUCUUGCGACCCCUAGAGGGAAUAAUGAGUAG